AUGGUACCUCAACUAGAUCCGCAGUGUUAUGAUUUAACUUUAUCAUUUACAUUUUUUAUUGCCCAAAUUUCAUUUCUUUGGCUUAAAGAAAAUUUUGUCUUGACUUUUGCUGUUCCAGGAGACCUGUGGUCGGGUUCAGAGGAUGGUGUUAUUAAGAUAUGGCCUUGGGAAGCUAUUGAAAGAUCUUUGUCUUUAACUGUUGAAGAAAGGCCCAUGGCUGCACUACUUGUAGAGAGGUCCUUCAUUGACCCAAGGGGCCAACUCGCUGCAAAUGGUUUCGUCAAUGUCUUUAAUUCCGAUGUCAAGUACCUCUUAUCUGAUGAUUCCAGAGCCAAAGUGUGGACUGCUGGUUAUUUAUCCUUUGCAUUAUGGUAGGUCUUGAGGGGAGUUCUGUUGGGCAGUGGUGGCUGGAUAUGAUUGACAAAACAUUGGAUGAAGGAUCAACAUUUGAACGAGUUGGUUCUAGGCAAUUAGCAGGCUUGCUUAUUGCUGCAUGGUUGGUAUUUUCUAUCAAAAACUCUUUUGUGAAUUGUUAUUGUUAUUAUUUUUUCAAUGUCUCAGAUGUAUAGAUUUAAUUUUGCGUCACCAUUUUUUAAGUGCCGUGUCUGAUUAACUCCUUAAUAACUUCAAGUCUUUAACCUAUUACUAACUGUCUCUCAAGUGAACUCAGUUGUUUCUUACUUUCUUAAAAUCAAGUGGGUAAUUUUUAGUUUGUUUGUCUUGAACUAGAUUUUGUGAGGAAUAA
This is a messenger RNA of Humulus lupulus (European hop), 745 nucleotides long. Its product is annotated as type II inositol polyphosphate 5-phosphatase 15-like. The record is from RefSeq and is a predicted model, not a curated record. The transcript is spliced from 2 exons. NCBI's taxonomy places the organism in Eukaryota, Viridiplantae, Streptophyta, Magnoliopsida, Rosales, Cannabaceae. The coding region runs from base 1 to 375 and encodes 124 amino acids.